Messenger RNA from Paramacrobiotus metropolitanus, 1232 nucleotides. RefSeq lists its product as uncharacterized. Gene Ontology annotation, molecular function: chitin binding. The transcript is spliced from 3 exons. Lineage: Eukaryota; Metazoa; Tardigrada; Eutardigrada; Parachela; Macrobiotidae. The coding region runs from base 130 to 1023 and encodes 297 amino acids. The record is from RefSeq and is a predicted model, not a curated record. Gene Ontology annotation, cellular component: extracellular region.
UUCCAGUGUACGAGUACAUUCCAAAUUUUACUGAUUAGCAUCAGUGUCUUCGCUUCGUCGCUCUGCAUACUGUCGUUACAUUAUCUCAUUCACUUCCUCCAAUACUUGGCGUCACCGUUUUAGUAAAUCAUGGGAAUAUGUAAGGUCAUAUUUUUCGCUAUUCUGUGUGCGGCCAGUGGUCAGCAAUUUCAAAAUUUAUGGGACAUCCUAAAUUCGACCACAUCAAGGACGGAGAUUAUAAAUCUUUCAACCAAUAUUGUGGCUGGACCAUCGCAUCCUACGCUGCUGAAAUUACCGGUUACCACUAAAUUUGCCUGUAAAGAUGUGCCUGGCCCGGGAUACUUUGCGGACAUCGGCACACAAUGUCAGGUUUUCCAUAGGUGUGACGCGAACGCAACCGUGACCAGCUAUUUGUGCCCCAAUAUGACUGCUUUCAAUCCGAUUACACUAGUUUGUGAAAACCUUUCCGAUGUUGAGUGCCAAACGUUUUUUGAGUAUCUCGAUUACUAUACAAUCAACUACGGUGCUCCCCUGUCGCCUGGCGUACAAGUCUUAGUAGGGGGUUCCGGAUCCCCCUCUGCUGCACCUGCACUGGAACCCGCCCCGGGCAAAGUUACUGCCUCGCCCAGCUCCCCGGCACCAGCUGGCAAGGACCCGGUUGAGCCUAUCAAAGUCGAAGGAAAGACCGCGAUUUUCACCAAGAGUGGUCCGGCCGGGCAGCCCUCUUCUGCUACCGCUCAGUCCAACGCAUCAACAAUCACCCGGGCCAAGGAGGAAAUGGUACUGACUAAGGGUAUCACUACAGCCACCGCCGCCGAACCGACUGUCAAGCCGAUACCGGAAUUCAAGGCCCCGGUUCUACCAACUGGAAAGGGCAAAGCACCGGCAGCAGCUGUCCCAAUGACAACCACCAGGAAGACCACUGCGGAGAUGACAACAGAAGAGACAACGGAAGCUGUCUUCGCGGAACCGACCGAUCAGAACACAACGACCCCUGCUGUAAUGUGGGAGUUGUCUUGGUAAAGGUAAAGAUCUGUACCAGUACGGUGCAGAUGUGCAGCUCACAAUUAGCAUAUUUUGUUGUUGUCGCCGCUGCACUAUAAUGAACCACGGGGCACUACAUCUACGUGUCUGUUUUAACUGCACAAUUUAUUUAUCGGGUUAUAUGACCUUUAAAGGUAACCUGAGAAGUGAGAACCAAUGAACCAACAUAAUUUCAUAUCUAGGUUGUA